This is a messenger RNA of Trichomonas vaginalis G3, 1449 nucleotides long. Its product is annotated as protein kinase protein. The record is from RefSeq and is a predicted model, not a curated record. NCBI's taxonomy places the organism in Eukaryota, Parabasalia, Trichomonadida, Trichomonadidae. Bases 1 to 1449 code for a protein of 482 amino acids. The transcript has a single exon.
AUGAAUCCAGAAGAUUCGACUAAUCUUGAGAUUUUAAAAGUUCCUAAUGUUGAUGGUUUUUAUGAAGAGCUCGAGGCCUCACCAGAGACAUUACACUAUUCUCAAUCACGCGAAUUUUUCGAAAUAUUACUUAAUUAUUUCCAGCAAUCAAUCGAUGAGGAAACAGGAAAUCUAAUUCUUUAUACAAUCGCAAAGGUCUUAUGCAAUGAUAGACAUUUAGAUGUUUUUAUUAAAGAAAAUUUUGCGUUACAAUUACCAUAUCGUCAGAGAAUGUUCCAAGAUUCAGUGUUCGAGAUUAUAUUUGUUCUCGUUAGUCUUGGACCUCAUUGCUUUGAUGAUAGCAGAAUUACAAAACAAUUUGCGCCGUUAAUCAAGCGAAAUCCAAAGAAAUCAUUAACAAUUCUUGCUAUUUACGCACAGAAGUUCGCAUAUAUUGAAAAUCCAUGGCCAAUGGUUGAUCUUUUAAUUCAAGAAUCUCAGAGAUUUAUUGGCCCAGAAUUAGCCGCAAAUUAUGUAUCACUUCUCACAACAUUAUGCAUAAAGUAUGAAGACUACUGCCAAGGUCGUGCAGAACAUUGCUGGCGUAAAAUUUGCGCCCUUUUAAACGAAACUGAUAUAAUGACACUUAAAGUCGUUUACUGCGGACUUUGCAAUAUCUCGAAAGUCUAUACAGGAGGCGAACUUCCUAUUGAUCCUAUUCGAGCCCAUCUUCGCGUAAAAGAUUUACAAAGACCUGUUCUUACUCUUUUAAUUUCUGUUCCAUUACAUGGCGAAGAAAGUUGCGAUCGACCACUUCUACAAACUCUUUGCUCUCUUUCAGAGCGCGAUGACAAAGCAACGAUGGUUCUCAUGAAAGCGUCCUCAGAUCCCGUAUUUGCAGACUUUCUUGUAGAAAAUGCUAAGCUCUGGCUUGGAAAAGAGCUUCCAACACCAAUAGAAACACUUAGAUUGUUCUUGAGCGUGUUCAAAUUUAAAGAAUUGCGCCAAACAAUUGCAGAGAGUCCAGAUUUCUAUGAAUUCCUCAAGAUGAUAACAAACCAAGAAAAUGGAAACUCUCUUUCAAUGCUUUGCACAAUAAUCAGAAGAAUUGAACUUAAUGAACAAAUUAUUUCGAAUUUGUCAGACAGUGGAUUCCUCAGAGCUUUCUUUGCAAUGGCUGCCGACUUGAAUACAACAACAUCAAAGCAUUCCGCGCUGUUAAUGCUCGAUACAAUUUCUAGAAUCGCUUAUUCAAGAGAAUUUAUGAAGAUGUGCGAUAUGAUUAAUGACAUAAUCAACGAAAGAGGAGAAUUAACUGAAGUAGCAAUACUUGUUGCUGCUGAACUUUGCACUUAUAAGAAAUGUGAGUUAGCUUUUAAGAGAAAGAGGCUCGAUGAAUACAUUAAAACACUGCUAGUUGAUCCACAGCUUAAAAGACCAGCACAAAAAUUCUUGGAUUCAAUUUCAUAA